Anastrepha obliqua is the source of this 4890-nucleotide messenger RNA. RefSeq names its product serine-aspartate repeat-containing protein F. The record is from RefSeq and is a predicted model, not a curated record. Gene Ontology annotation, molecular function: GTP binding; calcium ion binding. NCBI's taxonomy places the organism in Eukaryota, Metazoa, Arthropoda, Insecta, Diptera, Tephritidae. Bases 281 to 3526 code for a protein of 1081 amino acids. The transcript has 8 exons.
CGACCGACUCGUAUACUCGUACUCGUAUUAAAAUAUAUAUUUUUCUGAAAUAAGAUUUUUUUUUUGGUCCAAUGAAUUUUUUAUUGCAGUGCAUUUCACGACGAAAUAUAAAUUAAAGUUUUAUAUUGAUGCAGAAUACGAGGGCGCAGUACAUAAUAAUUUUUUCAACAUAACAAAUUUGAAUAGUAAAAAAAUCUAAAUUUAUGAAGUGGCUUAAGUACUAACGAAAUUCACAACACCUGGAGAGGAAUAUUGAACAAAAAGGAAUUUUCGGUUUAUCAUGGGGCGGUUUACAUUUUUGGUCCUUAUCGGACUAAUCCUGUCGGCCGUCUCAUUUAAUGGUGCGUUAGUCAGUGGCGAUGACUCCAAUGUUGGACCUAGCGAAGCCCAAUGCCGUCCCUAUAUUGAAAAGGCGAUAAACGAACUGAAAACAGGUGAACCAAGCGACGAAGUAGAGGCAGGUGAUAUCCUUAGUACCGACACGAUUUCUAUCGAAGCCACAACGAACAAUGAACACGAUCAGCCUGACGACAACGGCACAGAUUCUGGCGAAAUGCAAUCCGAUCAACCGGCUGGCGACGAAAAAGAGACUGUCGAGGUAACCGAUGCCGAUUCUGAUGAAGAUGAUGAGAAGCCAACCGAUACUGAUGGUGAUGGUAUACCGAAUGAAGAUGAUACCGAUAUUGAUGGUGAUAAUAAACCCAAUGAACAAGAUGAAGACAUGGAUGGGGAUGGUCUUUUGAAUGAAGAGGACGAUGAUAUCGAUGGUGAUGUUAUACCAAACGUUCGCGAUCCCGAUAUGGACGGUGAUGGUGUGUUGAAUAUUGAUGAUCGCGACAUCGACGGUGAUGGAGUACCAAAUGUGAUCGAUCAUGAUCUUGACGGUGAUGGUGUGCCGAAUGUUGUCGAUAAGGAUAUUGAUGGCGAUGGCGUCAGUAAUGCCAACGAUAAUGAUCUAGAUGGUGAUGGCAUACCCAAUGAAGAAGAUGAUGACAUUGACGGUGAUGGCAUACCGAAUGAUCAGGACGAUGAUAUCGAUGGUGACGGCAUACCCAACGAUCAAGAUAAUGAUAUCGAUGGUGAUGGUAUACCCAAUAGCGAAGAUGACGAUAUAGAUGGCGAUGGCAUACCGAAUGAUCAAGACAAUGAUAUUGAUGGUGAUGGCAUACCGAAUGACCAAGACAAUGAUAUCGAUGGCGAUGGUAUUCCCAAUGAAAAAGAUGAUGAUAUCGAUGGUGAUGGUAUACCAAAUGAUGAAGAUAAUGAUAUCGACGGUGAUGGCAUACCUAAUGAUGAGGAUGACGACUUGGACGGUGAUGGCGUACCAAACAAGGAUGACGAUGAUAUCGACGGCGAUGGUGUAUCCAACGAAGAUGACACAGACAUUGAUGGCGAUGGCGUACCAAAUGAAAGUGACGAAGACAUUGAUGGUGAUGGCAUUAAAAAUGAAAGCGACGACGAUAUUGAUGGUGAUGGCGUGGCCAAUGAACAGGAUAAUGACAUUGACGGCGAUGGUGAGCCCAACGAGGCGGAUAAAGACAUUGACGGUGAUGGCGUACUUAACAAGGACGAUGUUGAUAUUGACGGUGAUGGUAUUCCCAAUGAGCGAGAUCACGAUGUUGAUGGAGAUGGCAUGCCCAAUGACGAGGAACCCAAGAGUUUGGAUAUUGAUGGCGAUGGUAUUCCCAAUGAUGAUGAUAGCGACAUUGACGGUGACCUUAAGCCAAACGAGGUAGACGAAGAUAUGGACGGAGAUGGCAUACCGAACGUACACGACCGUGAUGUCGAUGGUGACGGCGUGCCCAACGUUCAUGACGAAGAUAGUCUGGAGGCAGAAGAGGCGGCGAAACGGCAAAAACGUGAUGUUGGUGCAGAACCUGCCACCGUGGAAGCUGGCGAAGAGCAAGACGAAACCAGCAAGGAAAGAGCUGGCGAUAUUGAUGGUGAUGGUAUACCAGAUCAUCAGGAUACUGAUAAAGAUGGUGAUGGCGUGCCGGAUCAUCAAGACGACGAUAUCGAUGGUGAUGGUAUACCAAACGAACGUGACACAGACAGAGAUGGCGAUGGUAUACCAAACGAGCACGAUGACGAUGAUGGUGAAGACAGUGACAAGGAAGAAGAUACCAAGCCCGAAGAUGAGUUGUUGUGGGAGGGCGUAAUACCCGCCCAUUUGCGCAAUCGCGACCACAUUACCGAGCUGCUGCAGCUGAACGACGAAUUCAAUGCACGCGAGAAGGCUGUGGACAAUGUGGCCGAGAUUAUCUUGCGCGACAUUAAGCGCAUCUACGAGAGCGCCAUUAAACCACUGGAGACCCUAUACAAAUAUCGCGACUUGAGUAAUCGCCACUUUAGUGAUCCAGAAAUUUUCUCAAAGCCUUUGGUAUUGUUCAUGGGCCCAUGGUCGGGUGGCAAAUCAACUAUCAUCAACUACCUAACCGGCAAUGAAUAUACGCCCAACUCGCUGAGAUCAGGCGCAGAACCAUCACCAGCCUACUUCAACAUCCUUACCUGGGGCAAUGAGACGGAGGUACUGGAUGGUACGCAACUUGCCGCUGACUACACAUUUUCCGGCUUGCAGAAAUUCGGUCAAGGCUUGGAAGAUCGACUGAGAGGGCUGAAAAUGCCGAACAAAUUGUUAGAAAAGGUCAACAUCGUUGAGAUUCCUGGCAUUUUGGAGGUACGUAAACAGGUAUCUCGUCUCUUCCCCUUCAAUGACGCCUGCCAGUGGUUUAUCGAUCGUGCUGAUAUAAUUUUCCUCGUCUACGACCCUGCCAAACUUGAUGUUGGCCCCGAGACCGAGGCUAUACUAGAUCAACUUAAGGGACGUGAAUAUCAAACGCGCAUCGUUUUGAACAAAGCCGACACCGUCAAGCCAGAGGAGCUUUUACGCGUACAGAGCGCUCUCAUUUGGAACAUCUCCCCAUUGAUGUCCUCAGCACAGCCACCGCUUGUGUAUACAACAUCAUUGUGGUCGCAUCCCUACCAAGAGGGAGCACCGGCACGUCUGCUCUUGGCGCAGGAACGCGCAUUCCUGCGUGAUUUACGCACCGCUGUCGACAAGAGGAUUGAACAUAAAAUCGCUAGUGCGCGUCGUUUCGCUGUGCGCGUCCGCAAUCACGCCAAAAUGGUGGAUUGCUAUCUCAACACCUACUACAACCACAAGACCCUCUUCGGCAAUAAGAAACGGAUCGCUGACGAAAUUAUUAAUCACCCUCAGAACUACCACAUUUACGAGGGUCUAUCGACGCUGACGAACAUUUCACGGUACGAUUUGCCAGAUCCUGAAGUCUAUCGUGACUUCUUCCGCCUUAAUCCGCUGUACGAGUUCAAAAAGCUUUCAGAGACGUGCACCUACUUCCGCGGCUGUCCCAUCACUAAAUUAGAUGUGGCGAUCGCCUACGAUUUACCCGAAUUGGCUGGCAAGUACAAGAAAAUGUCCGAAACAGCGUUGGCCAACAUCGAGGGCAAAGGAGCUGACGCAACCGCACCAGGCGGAAAGGGAGUUGGCAAGAGCACCAAAAGUUGAGUUGCUUAACCUCAAAACAACGCAGUGAAAUUUGUCCGAAAAUGCUCUUAAAAAAGGAAGGAAAAUCUAGAAGCACUGGACAAACGCGGAAAACACAAACAAGUAACAAAAACAAAAAACAGCUGCGUGCUUACGCAAACGAAAUUGGUUUUCGGAACGAAAUAGGAACGUUCAAAUAAAAAAAUUUAAAUAAAAUGAGUUGAAAAUAAAAAUUGCCGAAAUUUUACAAAAUUACAGACUAAGAGAGAGAGGCAUUACAUUAGAUAUAACAUAAAAAAGUAAGAGAGAGAGAGUGAGCGACCUAACAGCGAAACAAUCACAUUUGCUGAAACUAGACAACUUAACGAGACAAACUAAAAAAAAGUAAAAAUAAAAAACACUGUCAAUCGAAAUUCCUUAAAUGCAAACAACCGUAGUGCAAUGAACACCGAAAAAACAUGUUUAGACAGAGACAUUUUUAAGGAAAAGAGAGAGAGAGAGACACACACAAUUAAUUUGUAAUUUUUGUAACGAGUGGGAGGGACAGAGACAAAAGCGAUAAUAAAAAUAAAAAACAAACAACAAAAUCUUCAAGACCCAUUUGCAUUUAUGCAUUGGGUUUAAAUAUGCAUAUAAGUAUAGAGGGAGAUGACUACACUACCACAAAACAAAAUUAAACCGCUAGCACUAACACAAAAUCUUCUAACCAAAAAUCUUCUAACCAAAUUCGAGCUAAUAAAAAUUCGAAAAUUUAAAUUUAACGAAACAUUAAUUUCCCACAAGCAAAAAGAAAUUAAGACCUUUGCACAACCAUUGCAGGCAUUUAUUUUUUUAAUUAAUUGUAAAUUUGUUCUGUAAUAAUUGUCCUCGAACACGAUUUUGUAAGUGUCCAAACAGUUGUUGUACCCCGCAUAUACCUAUACCCCUGGCACCCCUGUGUAAUAAAUAUUAUAUGUUUUCCGUUUUCUUCUGCUUCAAAUGAGAGAACUUUAUGAUAAGUUUGCGUGUUGAAAUAAUAAUAAAACAGUAAUAAAUUAAAAACUUAAAUAUAAUAUUAACUACUAUCACUGCACUGCACCAAAUGCAUUGUGAAUUUAGACCCUGUCAUAGUUAAUAAGUUUUCUUUUUUUUAUUUGAAUGAGAAAAAAUUAGAAAUUUUUACAAAAAAAAAAAAUAAAAGAGUGAAACAAACAGUGAAGACGUUGCAUGAUUUUUAUAAAUACUCUUAAAUCAACUCGUAAGCAUUGCGUCGAUGAAUUAUUGUGAAAUGAUUUUGCAAAUUUAUAGAAGCUGAGAAGCUGUGAGCUUACAUUUAAAUGUAAUGUUGGACAUAAGAUAGACUCAGAAUUGUAACAACAAAUAAAAAACAACUUAGAAAACACCAA